This is a messenger RNA of Apodemus sylvaticus (European woodmouse), 2212 nucleotides long. RefSeq lists its product as uncharacterized. NCBI's taxonomy places the organism in Eukaryota, Metazoa, Chordata, Mammalia, Rodentia, Muridae. The transcript is spliced from 5 exons. Bases 217 to 852 code for a protein of 211 amino acids. The record is from RefSeq and is a predicted model, not a curated record.
AAUUAAGGAAGUGCGCGCGCGGGCCCCAGGGGGUUCGGGCGGUCACGUGACCGGAACCGUGCCGCGCUGGGGGCGGGUCUAGGAGAGCUGCUCCUGCGAUCCUAGCCUGGGAAACCCGUCACUCCGCUGGGUACCUGUUGGAGCCGCGUGUGUCUACUCUCACCGCCCGCGAGCUGCCCUGGCCUGGUGCUUUCCGAAAUCCGUCAAGUGCCCCGGAUGCGGUGUCCUGUGCUGGCCCGUGAGCGUCAGCAGCGCAGCGGCGGGGACCGCAGCCCGGCGACCCUGGAACCUUCCAGGUCUCCCACUGCUCAGCCAAUCAGCUCACCUGUGAAUGAGAACCAAGAGCCCUGGGUGAUGAAGACAGAGGAGAUUGUAGCAAAGGAUCCAGUGUCCACGAUCAGUUCCAAGCCAUUCAUGGUGACAGUCUUCUGUAACUCAGAUUCUGAAGGAUGUAUUGGCCUCUUAUGGCCACUGCAGGCACUGCAUGUAAGAAACACACGCUUACCUCCAGUUUGCCUAUUCAAGGGAGUGGCCUUUCCCCCAGGUGAUGUGGCAUCCCCAGAGAGAUUUUCGGAUAAUCAUCACGUAAGUAGCUACUGUAGAUUUGAUUGCAUCUGGAGGUAUAUUUUAGCAAGCUUUAAAGGAGGUUGGUCCAGAGAUUUUGAAUCCACCAUGAGGGAUCUUCGCCUUGCUAUUGUCCGUGUGAAUUCCACCCGAGUGGAUCUGUCUGUUGCUGAGGAGCUGUCAUCUUGGAUCAUGGCAGUUAUGCUGGUAGUGGCCUGUCUGGUGGGCUUAUGGUGCGUUUGCAAAAAGAGGUUUGCUCAAAGGCGGCAUGCAGCUAUGGUGGCGUAAGCAUUCAUAGCUAUGGAGGCUGGACAGUCCCCUCAUGUAUGGCUCUCCAUGAUGAAGGAAUAAUCAGCACGCUCAGGAUGCUAAGCACUGCACUCCGGGUCAGCUUCUAGCGGACCCAAGAAGAGCACGUCCGAUUGCAUACAGGUUGACAUCCCAGAUCCCGUCUCUGAGAAAAAGAUGUUGGACUGGUCUGACCCUCACAGGGUGAUGAGCCCUGCUGUGAGUCGGUACAAGGUCCUUAACAUGGUUUCAGAGAUCGGACCUCUACUCUUGCCUGUUGCGUUUGUAAAUGAAAUAAAAAAGGGAGAACUGUGGGGAGCUGCUUUGGAGCACCCUAAAGAUGGCGCCUGGCUGUGUGCCAGGCCUGCUGCUUGAUUAAUAAACAAGUCCUUAUUUGGAAGAGCUGGAGCGCCUAGUCUGCUUCUGCCUUAUUGCAACCUAUGAGCAUCUGCCAUGUGGCUCAUGUAGAUUGGCUCACUAUAGCAUAUUUAAGGGGUUUGGGAAGUGCCUCGGGGUCAGAAGAUUGUUCAAGGUUCCUGAAUAAGCUGCUUAAGGAAGAGUUUGUGUGUUGCGUCUUUCCUUGCUGGUCAAGAUAGGCAUGGCAAGUGGUGGCCCGUUCGGGGAACCAUCUCUUGCGACUCAGAACCUUUUGCAGUCUGGGCAGCCAGCUGGUAAGUUCCCAGGUAGGGAGGGACAAAAGGGAAAAGUCUUCGGGAUAAGAGGCUGUAAAGACUCAGUGUGGAGCGAUAAAAGAAUCGCUGAAGUGAGAUCUAAGCAAAAGUGAAAGUAAAAAUGGCACCCAAUUUUUUUGGCUCUUCAGGAGCUACUGAGUUCAAAAGGGUUGAAAUUAAAGAAAAGCACACUUGAGAGGUUCCUUGGUGAGAUUGAUCUAGUCGCCCCCUGGUUCGCCAUAUCAGGAAAUCUUACCGUGGCGAGUUGGGAAAAGUUAGGGAAAGACUUAGAUUUGGCUGAAAACAAGGUACUUUGAGAGCAGGAGUAUGGCCUGUGUGGAAACUGAUUAGAGGAUGUCUGGAGGAUCAAAGAUGUUGUAUAGCCUUAGAAGAAUGCCAGGCAGCUCUAGAACAAAUUAAAGAAGAGAGAUCUGUAAAGUCAGAGGCGGGCAUAACAAGUAGCAGUGAUGCCUCAGAGUUGGGGGAGGAGCUGGAGAGACUGGUUAAGCAAACGGAGAAGUCCUCUGUUAAAGAAAAGAGGAAGAAGAGGACUACCACCCAUGAUCCUGGACAUCCUUGCCACAGCCCCUCCUCCCUACAAUCCCUCGGAGGCUGCCUCUCAAGUUAGAUUAUUUUGUCCAGAAGUGUGGAGGCAAGUUCGCUUGGAACUAACUCUGGCCUAUCCUGUG